AUGAUGAUCCGCCCACGUCGCAAUUGGACAACUGAAGAGGACAUGAUUCUACGUCGAGAAGUUGGAAAAGCACAGGCAAGUGGAAGGAACAUCAGUUGGCAUGAGAUAGCAGCGUUUUUACCAGGGAGAACCAAUAAAGACUGUCGCAAACGGUGGUAUGGGACAACAGCGGCCAAGGUCAAUAAAGGGCCGUGGACUGAGGCCGAGGAUGAACGUCUGAUAAAAGCGAUUAAGCAGCACGGCACGAAAUGGGCCAUCGCCGCAAGUGUCGUGGGAAGCAGAUUGCCUGAUCAGUGCUCGAAACGAUGGAGCCAUGCCAUUAAUCCAGAGAUCGAUCACAGUCCAUGGACACCGCAAGAGGAUGAAUUACUCCUCCAAGGUGUCACGAAGCACGGCCAUUUCUGGCAACAGCUUGUUUCACUAUACUUUCCUCGACGAACGAGUCUCUCGGCAAAAAAUCGGUAUCACGUCCUGCAACGCCGGCUAAAGAAUGGCAGUGACCCUGCUAUUCAGAUAGGCGGUUCAGAGGUGCCCCUGCAGUUUGACUAUCAGCAGGAGAUGCUCAAAUCGCGUGAGCAGAAUCGACAGCUGGGCCUAGAGUCCUGGGGUAGCAGCGACCAGGAUCUCUGUCCUAUAUCGACUGCACCAGAGGAGCUCAUGCCGAUGAUCUCGCAUUCGCUAUCGCAUUCACCCAUCUAUGGCCCACCGAGCGACUUCGAUAACGAGCCAAUGGGGUGCCUAUUUCAGCAAAGUGAACCAGGAACCUGCUCUGAAACAUUCCCAACCCUCCUCCAGAUGGAUCUCGACCGUGCAUUCCCAUCACCACUCACCCAUGACGAUUUACGGCUGGGAGCGACACAGGUUCCUACCGCCACGAGCCGUGGUAGCUCAUCAUUACCGGACUCAAACUUACGGGAUCAAUCAAAGUCAAGCUCCACCCAGCGAAAGGUAACCAUUCAAGUGGUGUGUUCAAAUGAUAACCUCGGAGCGAUAUUUCAGGCUGUGACCGAACUUUCAAUUUCCGCCGUGUUCAAAACUGACGAAUAG
This is a messenger RNA of Aspergillus tanneri, 1047 nucleotides long. RefSeq lists its product as uncharacterized. NCBI's taxonomy places the organism in Eukaryota, Fungi, Ascomycota, Eurotiomycetes, Eurotiales, Aspergillaceae. The record is from RefSeq and is a predicted model, not a curated record. The transcript has 4 exons. Bases 1 to 1047 code for a protein of 348 amino acids.